AUGAUGUUCUGCCCGGGCUUUCUUCCAAGGCUCCGACAUCUCAGAAGGCUGGUGAGUUUCGAAAGCUUGUCGGAACAGAUUACCCAUAUGUGCAAGCCCCUUGCACAUGGCCAGUCGCAUCCACGAUGGACGAGCGCGGGCGUGAGGGACCUGCAGUGUGGCGGGAGGGAUGGCGAGAAGAUCCGCUCCUCAGCCCUGGAACAGCCCCCGCGAAAAGGGCAAAGCAAGGAAGCUUUCAAAAGGGCCGCGCUUCAGAGGUUGAGGGACCAUGCGGCCAGCAAGGGCGGUCGAUGCAUUUCAGCAGCGUAUACGAAUUGCACGACACACGUCCAGUGGGAGUGCAAAUGUGGGCACAGGUGGGAGGCUACGCCGCGCAGUGUUCUGAAUUUGGUCAGCUGGUGUCCUCGCUGCGCCAUCACCAGGCGAGCACUCUGCUUGCACCAGCUACAGGAGCACGCAAGGGAACGAGGUGGCAGGUGCUUGUUCGACGAGUACCGGAACGCUCAUACCAAGGUCCGCUGGCAGUGCAAGCUGGGACACACCUGGGAGGCCACAGCGGCAAAUGUUCUGAAUACAGGGACCUGGUGCCCCGAGUGCGCCCGCACAAAGAAAUCAAGGUCCAAGCGCACCCUGCGGGACUUGCAGGAGCAUGCCGCCGCGCACGGUGGCAAGUGCUUGGCUGCCGAAUAUGCUGGCAUGGUGGCGAAAGUUCUGUGGCAGUGCGAGAAAGGCCACACAUGGCGUGCGAGCGCAAGCAGCGUGUUGAACCAGAACUCCUGGUGUCCGAUCUGCGCAAGGAGGGCGCCACUGGGAUUGGAGCGACUUCAAAGCCACGCUGCCCGCCUUGGCGGACAGUGCUUGGUCGAGCACUACAAGAACGCUCACACCAAGGUGCGAUGGAAGUGCAGCUCCGGCCAUGUAUGGCGAGCAACUGCUAGUAAUGUCGUCAACCGUGGCACCUGGUGCCCCGAGUGCCAGAAGAUCGGCCUGGCGCGUCUUCAGGAACACGCCGCGUCGAUGGGUGGGAGGUGCCUCUCCCAGACGUAUAGCAACCAAACUGUCAAUAUUCUUUGGGAAUGUCAGCAUGGCCACAGGUGGAAAGCGAGUGCCAAGAACAUCCUUCAUGGAAAGACCUGGUGCCCGCAAUGUGCAACCACCGCUUGGAAGACGGAAGCUGAGGUCCGAAGCAUUCUGGAAAGCAUAUUCGAUCCCGCAAGGUUUGAGUCGUCAUACCCGAAGUUUUUGGGAGGGUUGCAGUUAGACGGUUACUGUUCUGAGCUAUCCUUGGCGUUCGAGUAUCAGGGCGAGCAACACUUCGAUGUUGACAACUAUUUCCAUUUUGGCGACUCCACCAGCUUUCAGAGUCAGCUGGAGAGGGAUGCGAGAAAGCUCCAGCUUUGCGAAGAGGCCGGCGUGCGUCUUCUGUUGGUGCCGUACUUCGUCAAUGACAAGCGCCUGUUUGUGAUCACGGCUCUACUUCAAUGGUUCUCCAUCGCGCAGGUCACGCAUCCAAUGUUGCCAGACGCCCUAAAGUACUUGAGCAGCUCAGACCAGUGA
Messenger RNA from Symbiodinium natans, 1557 nucleotides. NCBI's taxonomy places the organism in Eukaryota, Dinophyceae, Suessiales, Symbiodiniaceae. The record is from the annotation of a GenBank genome assembly.